ACCUCUCUUCAACGCCGUCUCCGCCGUUCCUCUAAUAUCUCCAGGAAAUGCCUCCGAAGCAGCCGAGUAGUGGCCUAAUUGUUGGGCUUAACAAAGGCCAUGUGGUGACACCGAAGGAGCUUGCUCCUAAACCUUCUGACAGAAAAGGCAAAACAAGUAAAAGGGUACAUUUCGUGAGGAACCUUAUCAGGGAGGUUGCUGGGUUUGCACCAUAUGAGAAGAGGAUUACUGAGCUUCUCAAAGUUGGCAAGGACAAGAGAGCUCUUAAGGUAGCCAAGAGAAAGUUGGGCACUCACAAGAGGGCCAAGCGAAAGAGAGAGGAGAUGUCCAGUGUUCUCCGUAAAAUGAGGGCUGGUGGAGGUGGUGAAAAGAAGAAGUGAGAUCCUUGCAUUUGAGCCAUCUUUUCAAGAAUUUGCCAGUUUUUCUCUGUUUUUACUUUUUAGAGACUGAAUGCUGUCUAGUGGAAUUUUUGUUUUGCUGUUUGAUCAACUGUUGCGGAUUUAAAGACUUCUUAUAUGUUCCUUUUUAUUGGCUUCAUAUUCUUUUACUAGUUAAACACUUGAACUAAAUUUGAGUAUUUGACAUUUAAGCUUGGGGUCAAAAUCUCAAAUUAAAGCUUACAAUUACUAGUAAACUUUUAAUUUGAUUACAUCUAGUAAACA
Messenger RNA from Cuscuta europaea, 662 nucleotides. The record is from the annotation of a GenBank genome assembly. NCBI's taxonomy places the organism in Eukaryota, Viridiplantae, Streptophyta, Magnoliopsida, Solanales, Convolvulaceae.